AUGGCGUCCCCCGAGCCCGCCGCGCAGCCGAUCCCCGCGCAAGAGCGCUCCCCACCCGCCGCGGCUGGCCGAGAAGAGGCGCCGCGAGAACCGGUCCCGGAAGCAGCCGCACCCGGAGCUGCGGAGGCGGAGGAGGAAUGUGAGUGCGAGUUCUGCUUCUUCAUGAAGGCCGGGGGCUGCAAGGACGCCUACGUGGCGUUGGAGGAGUGCUUCGAGGCGGCGCAGAAGGAGGGCGCCGACUUCGAUGAGCGCUGCGACGAGGUAACCGCCAACCUCAGGAAGUGCAUGGACGCGCACGCCCACUACUACUUACCCGUGCUCCUGCGCGCCGUCCGCGUCCCCGGCGAGGAGGUUUGA
This is a messenger RNA of Panicum virgatum (switchgrass), 357 nucleotides long. RefSeq lists its product as uncharacterized. Bases 1 to 357 code for a protein of 118 amino acids. NCBI's taxonomy places the organism in Eukaryota, Viridiplantae, Streptophyta, Magnoliopsida, Poales, Poaceae. The record is from RefSeq and is a predicted model, not a curated record. The transcript has a single exon.